Molecule: messenger RNA, 234 nt
Organism: Bacidia gigantensis
Lineage: Eukaryota; Fungi; Ascomycota; Lecanoromycetes; Lecanorales; Ramalinaceae
Exons: 2
Coding region: 1-234 (77 amino acids)
Source: RefSeq, a predicted model, not a curated record
AUGCUGAACCUGCCCAGCUCGUUUGCGCAGCGCAAGGCCACGAACCUCCUAGUCACCGGCUGGGUGCAAAACACUCCAGACGAGAAGGUGAUUGGGGAAGCGCAAGGAACACAAGACGCCCUUCAAGGAUAUCUCAAAGAGCUCAAUAGCGGUCCUAGAGCAAGUCACGUAGUAAAGGUUGAGAAAAAAGAAAUUAGCUGGAAGGAAGAUGAAAAGGAUUUCCAAAUCCGAUGA